AACAUGAUGUUAGUGCGCGGGAAAGCCGGUACUAGACUAGUGUCCUGACCGUUACCCUCACGGCAGGAAGGAGCCUUACACGCCAGCUGCGGCGCACCGAAUUCAUGCACGGGAUUCGGGCUCCGGUACACGCCGCCUCGGGCUCCGGUACACGAACAGAUACAAUUACAAAAUAAGUUCCACUGUGCAGCCUCAACCUGCACGGCGCUUCCCGGCCUCCCCCCGGGAGUCAGUCGGAGGAAGAGGCCUAGCACAUACGCAGCAGCUCGCACUAGUUCCGUCUCCCUGGCUGGCAGGAGCAGGGGGCGGUGGAGGAGAGGGCAGCAACACCGGAGUCCAGCUUGUACCAGUGCCCACCCGAUCCACAAUGGAGGCUGAAGACGAGUUGGACCAACUUAAAAGAAAAUACAGAUCAAGAUAUUAUCGAGAAAGAUCAGAAAAUUCACCGAAUCUGCAACCUGGGAAUAAAUUAUUUUCUGCCCUUCAGAAUUAUAUUGUUGACUUUGGUGCUGAUGAAUCAUUUGCUUUAAGUUCAUUUUCUGAUGGUACCGGAAUUCACAGUAGUAAACAGAGAGUGGGUGGUGUUUCUACACAAAAUUCAGCAUGUGAUUCCCUACAGCAUAGUAGAGGUUUCCAGUUUCUUCCCACAGAAAAGACAAAUGUACUAACUAAUAAGCUUGUGGCUGUAUUGAUGAGUGCCGGUCCGGAACAGGAACACCCUCCUGAUUCAAACAACUGUGAUGAGAAACUCUUUUCUGAUGCGUCGGAGGAUGAGGAAAAUGAUGUAAUACCCUCGCUGAUUGAAAAUUUGACUGAUGCAGUCAGUGAAUCAGGCAGCCAGUCCCCCAAGAGUUCAGCAAAAUUCAAAGAACCGCUGUAUAGCUCUUUCAGUUCAGUUGUGCAGGAACCCCCAAGCCCAACUACUAACAUUCUUGCGAGAAAGUGUUUAAGUUUCAAAGAUGCAACAUUGACCAAAAACACAAAUAUGGCAUCCAAGUUAUCUGAAAAGAAGUUGGCUUCUAAAAUAUCUGUAGAUGAGUUGGAAACUGAUGCUCAAGUGUCAAGAUUGCAGGAAGCUGUAAAGACAAGUGUUAAGAAGCAUAAUGCCACAAAAGCCCCUAUGACUUCAUAUACAGAAAAAAGGAAUGAAGAAGAGGAGGAGUUUGAAAUUGUAGAACCAAACGUUAAUCUUGGAAAGCCUAUUGAUUUUCACAGCCAAAAAUCUGAGAUCAUACGGGAAUCUGCAAUCCAUGAUCUAUCCAUGAAUAGAAGAAACAACUACAAACAAAAGAAGACGCAUGCAAAGAUUUUACUCGAUCCAAAUGUCUUCAUAAAUACAGCUACAGCUCGACAAAUAAGGUCUACAUUUGUUGUCUCUGACCCUUCUACUUCAGGUACUGUGAAGCCUGUAAAUGUAGAUACAGAUUUAAAAAUCGACAACAUUCCAGAGUUCAGUCCACGCAUUCUGACAUCUAUGAAGUCGAAAGCUUUGCGCAUCAUGCGUACAACAAAGAGCUCAGAAUUUUUUGUACACAAGCAUAAUGUUCAGAGCGAUAUCGAUUUGCCUCAAGAGGAACGCUUCGAAAAAAAUGUUCUGAUAGAUGAGGAUUUUUCCCCAGAAGAAAUGGCAACAGUAAAGUUUUUACCUGAGGAAGACUUUUUAGAGGGAGCAAAACAUCAGAAUGAUCCAACACAAAAAGAUGUUUCCUUGCUACAAACUGAAAGUUACGUUCCUCAAGAUCCUUUAAUUGGAGAACAAUUAUCUCAUGAAGACUCUAUCUUAACUAAUAAAAUGCCAGAAAUUCAACAAUCAAAAGAAAGAAGGCAAAGCUAUAGAAAGAUGCCUCUAGUAGAACAUAUGUUGUCAAACCUUGAGAGUAAUAAAGCUUCACUUUCUAAAUCAAGAGCUGUGAUUGAGAGUGUCGAUGAAGAGUUUGACAUUGUAGAUAUCUCAGACCUGAAGCAACAGGUCAUGCUGCCACGUCCUGGGAAGUCAAAAGCUGUGAAAAGCCUGCACGCUACAGAGAGUGAGGAUAUGUCUGUACACAAGCAAAAUGGGCAGGAUGUCAAAAAGACAUUCAACAACGAUGUGACCGUAAGAGAUAUCAGGGAAAAACAUUUUCAGUCAGAUGAGGAAACUAGUGAUUCUUCUUACAGUUCCACAGAAGAGCUUAGAGUUCAGAUUUCAAAAAAGAGAAACCUUUUAGAUGAGAGAAACAAUCAGCCAGGUCCUAGUAAACUAAAAGAAUGGAAAAGAAAAGUGCAUCUAAAAAAGGUAGCUUUGACACAAGCGAAGACUAGUGUUGAUGAAGUAUCUCUAAUUAGAGGUCCUUUACUUGAACAGGAAUCGAACUUGAGCAAUAAAAAGCUAAACCAGCAAUCAAAACAAAGACGCAAAAGUUCUAAACCAGAUCCUUUACCUGAACAGGAAUCGAACUUGAGCAAUAAAAAGCCAAACCAGCAAUCAAAACAAAGACGCAAAAGUUCUAAACCAGGUCCUUUACCUGAACAGGAAUCGAACUUCAGCAAUAAAAAGCCUAACCAGCAAUCAAAACAAAGACGCAUAAGUUCUAAACCACGUGCACAUGUACAGAAGACUGUUUCUGCUGACUGUGAGAAUAAUAAAUCUUCAGCUACGUCUAAAUCAAGAGGUAGGGGUUCGAAAAGCAUUCUAUCCGAUGAAGUGAAAAUGCCAGUUCUUGAGACAAACCUCUCUGAUGACAACAGUCGUAAUGUGGUCAAUCAAAAUAAAAACAUUCUUAGAAGAAGCGAUAGAGUAUCUUUGCCACCAGGAAUAUGGUGGAGUAUUUCUGGAGAGCCAGUACAAGGUCCACUCAACAACAAGAAAACACUCACCAGCAGUAUCAGCAGCAGCAACUUGGAAGAAAGUGGCCUGGUGAAAAAUCAAGCAAAAGCUAAAAACAAUAGGAAAUCAAUUUAUGGUCCAAAGUCGAAAAAGGAAAAGGGAGAUCCAAAGUUAAAAGGAAAAGAUAAAAAAUUGUUGCAGACCAGAAAAGCAAAAAAAAGAAUGAAAGAACAAACAAACAAAGAUGAUAAUUAUUCAAAAUUGUUGGAAACUAAUUCAAAUUUAAAAAAGCAAACAGUAUCCAAAAGUCCGAGUUCUGGAAAAGAUUAUUUUCCUAAAGGUUCAGAUGGCUUUUUACAAAUGGACAUUACAGGUGACAUCUUACAAACUGACAAAAAUUUGUCACAGAAUUCCAAUGUUCAAGGUGUUUGCAAUGUUAAACCAAAUUUGUCACGUAAAAGAAAGCAUGUUGAUGAAACGGACAAAGCACAGUUAUCUCCUAAGAAAAAAUUAAAGUCAAUUUUAAAAAAUAAAUCUAAAGAAUCACGUGAUUUUGAAGAUGUCAAACACCUAAAUACUGAAAGAAUAGAAGAUGGUAAUAGUACAGAUGAAAGUCAAGAAUCACGAACGGAUCAUCUCUCAAAUUAUCAGUCGCAGCAGAACAACACUAGCUCUCCAUACUUUUCGAAAUUUGAGAAAAUAGAUUCUAUUUUCCACAGCGGACCAGUUUUAAAAUUAAGACCAGUUGAAAUUGCAAGUCCAGUGAAACCACUUGUGUGUGCCUUAAAUUCUCCAGAACCCCACGAUGAGGAGAACUUGGAUAAUUUUGCUAUACUUUCUGCUUCAAAUUCUCAAGGAGAGGAAAAUUGUACCAAUAUGAAGAAAAGAAGUAAGAAUAAACUGAGUGAAUCAUCAGACACUUGGGAAGAAGAUACAUUGGAUGUUAUUCCUGUUGUUUGGGAUCCAGAUUCAAAAAGUGAUGCAGUUGUUGACUGUAUCCAUCCUACUGAAAGAAGUAAAUUUAUCGGUAAUGAACACUUUAAAAUUUGGACCUCCUAUGAGCAUAAUAUGUUUACCACCGGGAAGCUGAAACUUGCUCCACUGAAGAAAAAAAUGAAUACGGCUUCCAUGUUUGACAUAAUUACUUAUUAUGUUGCCAAUGGUUCGGUGAAACUAACUCUUCACAAGUCAGAUUACACCUUAAAAACGGGAGAUUCAUUUUUCAUUCCUCCAGGUAAUGUGCACACCAUAACGAACCUACAGGAAGAGGAAGCUAUGCUUACUUUCACCAUCGUCUCUCUCUCUGGUGUGACACCAACAUAAGGAAACCAUGAAAAGUAAAAAUGAAGAACAGACGUUAUUUUUUAUACACAGAUUUUACUGAUUUUGUUAAAAAAGUUCAGUUUAAUGUUAAUACUAAACAAGUUAUGUUCCUACUGUAAAAAUGAAAGUUUGGGGAUUUUCGUGUUACAAUUUUAUCGUUAUCGUUGUUAUUGUAUGCUUUUUUGCCUGAUUUUACUUGGCAGCUUUUGAGAUCAGUGUUGUAUUAACGUAAUGGUUGCAUAUUACUUUAAAACAAUUAGUUCAUUUUAUAUACCAUACUGUAAGUCAAAAUCAAUAGUAGCAUAUUAUAACACAUUUUUGCAGCAUAUUUCUGUGACCAUUUCUUAAUAGACAAUUUAAAAAAAAAAAUACCCAUUAAAGAGUUGUCUUUUAAUAGUU
Messenger RNA from Pseudophryne corroboree (corroboree frog), 4528 nucleotides. RefSeq names its product centromere protein C (gene CENPC). Gene Ontology annotation, biological process: attachment of mitotic spindle microtubules to kinetochore; spindle attachment to meiosis I kinetochore; kinetochore assembly. Gene Ontology annotation, molecular function: centromeric DNA binding. The transcript has 24 exons. The record is from RefSeq and is a predicted model, not a curated record. Gene Ontology annotation, cellular component: kinetochore. NCBI's taxonomy places the organism in Eukaryota, Metazoa, Chordata, Amphibia, Anura, Myobatrachidae. The coding region runs from base 368 to 4129 and encodes 1253 amino acids.